AUGUCGAAGGAGGAGGAGGAAAAGGAGGCGAAAAAACAGCGAGAAGAUAUAGUCGAUCGUCUCGAGGACGUUCGGGAGGAGUUACGUCGCGUGCUCGUCGAGAACGCGCAACAAACGCACCCUCGAGCAAAAGUCAAAGCGAAAGGGACGGACGUUUUGGUGGUCGAUAAAGAAAGGUUUGAGAAGUUGGAGAGACAAUCGAAGGAGGAGGUGGCAAAGGCGAAGAGGAAGGUUUCGGAGAAGAUUGAGCGGUUAGAGAGAGAAGCGGAGGAGAUUAAGAGAGAAUGUUUCGAUGGCAUGGAGACGAGGAGGUGCGCGGUGACCACGUUCGCGUGCGAGGAGAGGGAUGAAAUUUUUCGAGAUCCAGUGGCGGUGACGAAUUUUGGUAUACCAAAGAGGAAGAGUGAUGAUGAUUGGGAGGUUAAUGGCGUGGGUAAAAUGCAGUUUUUAAGCGAGGUUGGUUUGAUGGCAUCGUCAGAAUCGGAUGUUUUGGAGAAGAGCGCUUUGAAUAAUGAGGGACUCGCGUCGACGAAAGACUCCGCCGGCGAAGACGAAGAGCGACAAAUCGAUCGACUUUUGUACGACGUACACUUCCAGCUUCAAUGCACCACGCCAGAGCGAAUGAAAAUGCAUCACGCGAUGUUGUUACGGUCGGCGAGAAUUAAAAAGAAAAAGUUUAACGCGUUAUUUGACGACGUCGUCUUCGAGAAGAGUCGCGUGGUGGAUCGCGCCAAAACGGCGUGGAAGAAAGCGAAGAGUAUAGCGCGAGGUGCGUUGAAAGAAACGCCGGCGACACAGUUCGAAGGCAUUCGCACGGACUCGUUUUACAAGAUAGAGAGUAGGUUUGAAUACGGCAACGCGUGGGAUAUCGUCGCGCGAUUGAACGCGUUGGCGAAUACGCGUCCGAUGCAUUGGUUGGAAGAGGAAGGAAAAAUUUUUGACGUGCGCGAAUCGGAAAUGUCGAGCAGAUUUCUCGACGAGAGUGAAGACGGAAACGAUGAUCUUGAUGACGAUGGAAACAUAAAGAUGAAUGACAUCAAUAACGACACCGAAAAAUCAAACAACAAUGCCGUGAGUAUGAAGAACGCUUUGAAAUCAAUGUUUGCGAGAAGCAGCGCGGAAAACGAGGACGAUUCGGACGGCGAAGAGGGAGACGAGGACGACGACGACGAAGGCAACGACGAUGCCGACGUGAGCGAUCCAUCCGAUGAUGAUGACGACGAAGACGGGAUUGACACGAAUAUAAACAUGUACGAAGAUGAAGCACCGUUUGAGAGAAACUUGCGCCUCCGCGCGAAAGUGGAACGAUUCGAACAGAAGAAGAACAAGAAGAUACGCGAGGCGAAAAAAAUCGCCUUUCAACGCCUUCUCGAUAUCCAAGACGAUACCGUGAAAAAUCGCGUGCGAUUGAACCAUCGAGUACUCGAGCUCGAACAAACAAAACACAAAGUCGAAGUCGAAGUGCUAUCGUUGGAAUAUCGUGCGGCGAGAGUGUUCGAACGGUUAAGCCGAAUUGAAAUUUUGGACGACGAGGACGAAACGAUGUCGCGACCGGACGAGACGCUCGAACGAUUACAGCGCGAGGCGCGCGAGGCCAAAACGGCGUUCGAGAACCACGGACCUGAGCUCGCGAACGCUAAGAUGCGAUUAGAAGCAACGUCAGACCAAUUAAAGAUGAACGAACGACAAUUUAGACGAGAGACGAGGGAUUCACCGGCGGCGGCUAUUCACGCCGAUACUUUGUUGGUGUUGUAUCGACAAGACGGUCCAGUUUUGCGCAAGAAGAAUACUUCUUCUUCCUCCGCUUCUUCUUCUUCGAAUAUUAACACUGGACAUAAUGCGACGUCUACCGAAGCUUCUUCUUUAGCAGCCGAACGAACGAAGCUCCGCCGCGAAUCCGUUUUCUCUCCGGCGUCGAUGAUGCAAACGCGAAGUAAAUCGAUAGUCGCGUUAACUUCAUCCGGAGGAGAUGUCUUGGCCGAGAAAGGAGCGACGACUGCAGCAACAGUGGCGACGGCGACACUCGCUACUCAUAACAGCAAACCAGCGACGUACUUUCCACUCUCACUGGACGAAACCUGGUUUGAAAAGCUAAACGCUCACCGCACGCAGAGACAAAAUUUGGAAAAAGUAAAGGCGCAACAGAAAGCGACGCGAGAGACGUGCGAGGUGACGCUCAAAGUUUUAGAGCAGACGCUCGACGAAGCGACGAAGAGAGUCACCGAAAGACAGACGUAUUUGAAGAAACAAUUCAACGAACGGUUCGAACGCGCGAACGAUUGCGACGUGACGAUGAAAUUACCGUGCGGAUUAGUCGAAACACUUUUCCUCGACGAGGACGAUAGCGGCGGUGACGAUGGUGAUAUUUUGUACCUUCCGCGAAACAUCGUCGAAGAGUUGAACACAGCUGCGAAUUCGCGUCGAGAAACGAUGAUAAAUUUGAGAAUUGCCAACAAGAAACUGUCUACGAGCAUCGAGUGCUCGAAAUGGUGCAUCGAAUAUGCGAAACGACGAAAUUCGGAACACAUCGAACGGGCGAGGGAGUUGGCGCUGUUGCGUUCGUCCAAGAGUUUACAGCUGUUUAUAAAAAGCGGGGGGUACAGCAAGAACAGUUUAGAAGAAAACAAUAACAAGAAGAAAAGGAACAGUACGAAUGAACACGGCGACGGUGACGACGAAGACGACAUCGACGAGAAAGAGAUUGGCGACGCGGCAAACGCCAAGGCGAGGUUUCGGCACAACGACGCCUUGCACGAGAAGGAGCAAGAAGAAGGCGAAAUUGAGAAAGACGAUUGCGAGUUUACUGAUUGA
Molecule: messenger RNA, 2811 nt
Organism: Bathycoccus prasinos
Lineage: Eukaryota; Viridiplantae; Chlorophyta; Mamiellophyceae; Mamiellales; Bathycoccaceae
Exons: 2
Coding region: 1-2811 (936 amino acids)
Biological process (GO): cilium assembly
Cellular component (GO): axoneme
Source: RefSeq, a predicted model, not a curated record